AUGUUUAAUGAGUACUUAGAAUCUUUAGCAUCUUCACAAUUCACAAUAGAGGAAGAGGUUGAGUUCAAAUUCAUUAUGUAUAUGCCAGCAAUCACUCCUAUGGGGAAUGAAAGACAUCGUCGAUCCAAAAAAUCUUUGAAUAUAACACUCUAUGUCAUACGUGUCUUCAUUUCAUAUGACUUUGAUGGAAAGUUGUUUCCACGAUACCUAAGUUUUGUGACAGGUGUUGCCGACUCCAAUUAUCUUCCUUUGAAUGUAUCACGUGAAAUCCUCCAAGAAAGCCAUGUUGUUUUGUCAUUUUGAUUGAGCAUAUGUGGCUGUCUGUGUGUUCAUGGUGGUUCAAAUCUAAGUUGUGCGACUAUAUUUAUUAUUAAUAUUCAGUAUUGAUGAUUAGACAACCUUAUAGAAGAAUUUCGAUCAUGUAAUAUAUCUAAAAAAUUGAUGUAACCAUUAAAUUUAUAUUUAC
Messenger RNA from Lactuca virosa, 466 nucleotides. The record is from the annotation of a GenBank genome assembly. Lineage: Eukaryota; Viridiplantae; Streptophyta; Magnoliopsida; Asterales; Asteraceae.